Ostreococcus tauri is the source of this 1101-nucleotide messenger RNA. RefSeq names its product Sugar fermentation stimulation protein. The record is from RefSeq and is a predicted model, not a curated record. Lineage: Eukaryota; Viridiplantae; Chlorophyta; Mamiellophyceae; Mamiellales; Bathycoccaceae. Gene Ontology annotation, molecular function: DNA binding. The transcript has a single exon. The coding region runs from base 1 to 1101 and encodes 366 amino acids.
AUGCUCCGACGGUUCGCGCGCGCGCUGGGCGGAAAGACCCCGUCGUCGUCCAAGCGCUCGAGGGCGAGCGCGCUCGAGCGGGACGACGACGGAACGACGCCGCGGUCGGUGUCGAAAGCGUCGCUCGUGGAACUCGGCGCGCUCGAGCGAUGCGCGGUCGUUCGACGACCGAGCGCGAGGAACGCGUCGCCGUACGUCGCGGACGUGGAGCGCGGGGAGACGAAAACGAUCGCGAUCGCGCACGCGCCGAAUCUGGACUCUGGAGGGAAGUUUCGCGCGGGGGCGGAGGUUUUGUGCUCGAGACAGCCCGGCGUGGACGCGAACACGCUCGGGACGCGCGGUAAACCGAAGUGCGAGCUCGUGACGAGACUGUUGAGAUGCGAAGAGCGAGAGAACGCGGCGUUGGGAGGGGUGUGGGUGAGCGCGCAUCCGAGCUUGGUGGAGAAGAUCGCGAAGGGGUUGAUCGAGGGCGGGGCGUUGGACGCGCGCCUGCACGGGUCGCCGGUGGAGCGAGACGGCGUCUCGGCGCAGACGACGAUGAAGCGGCGGAAGACGGAGAGCGCGUCGAAUAACUAUCGUCCAGACUUCGUGUUGAAUCACAAGGAUGGAUCUAGGACUAUUUUAGAGGUGAAGCAAGUCGUAGAUACGGAUUACUCGCGAGAGUUUGUGGAGGAACGCGCGCGAUUACAGGCACCGCAUCCUGUGUACUCGCCGAGCGGCUCUGCGCCGUACGCGCGAGCAGGUAUAUUUCCGUGGGGCAAACGAGGUCAAAAAGGACCGGACGGAGAAAAUGUGGUUAGUGCGCGGGCGAUCGAGCAUCUGCGCGAGCUAACCGAGUUGGCGAAGGAUCCAAAUGUGCACCCAGUGAUUCUCUUCAUCUGCAGCCGAGCAGACGUGGAGGGAUUUCGCCCCAACGGUGCAGCGUGUCCGUCGUUCGCGAAAUAUUUAGAGCUCGCUCAACACGCGGGGGUUCGAAUUCUAGUACAAAAAGUGUGUUGGGGUGAGGGCGAAGACCUCGGGAAGGCGUUCGACGCAGGGCCGCUGCCAAUAUGGCCUGCGCUUGGGGAGGGUGAUGAGUUCAAGUGUAGUGAGAACAGGUAA